AUGCUGGAAUGGAGGGAUGUGAUGAGACGAUUUGGUAUGCGGGAUUGUGCGCGGCUUUCUUUGAUGUUGGAAUUGAUGGCGGGGGUGUCUGGGACUGUUGUCGCUGGGGAUGUGCCUUGUAUAUUCCCUGAGCUUGCGGGCUCGUUUGAUACGGCGGGGUCGUCGCGGGCGAGCGUGAUCGAUGGGGACUACUUGUAUGUCGCGGAUGGUGCGGCGGGGUUGGUCGCGUUUGAUAUCAGUGAUCUGUCGAAUCCGAUGAUGACUGAUUCGUUUGAUACAACGGGGAAUGCGAUUGACCUUCGCUUGGUUGGGGACUUGUUGUAUCUUGCGGAUGAUGCGGGUGGGCUGCUGGUGUUUGAUGUUGGUGUUGACGGGUCGCUCGCGCUUGUUGGGAGCUUUGUGACGGGCGGGCGCGCGUUUGGGAUUGAUGUGGUGGGGACGACUGUGUAUCUCGCGGAUCGGGAGAACGGGCUUGUGGUGCUUGACGCGACGCUGCUCGGAUCGAUCACGCAGAUCGGUCAGUAUGUGAUUCCUGGUGGUGCGUUUGUGCUCGAUGUGGCGGUCGAGGGGGAUUCUGCGUAUCUCGCGGCGGGGAACGGCGGGAGCUUUGAGAUCGUGGAUGUGAGUGAUCCGUCGUCGAUGAGCCGGGUUGGGGGGCUCGCGGGUGUCGGGGCAUUUGGGGCAUCGGUGGAUCAUGAUGGGAGUGUUGUGUUCCUCGCGGAUUCGGUGGAUGGGGUGAGCGUGAUUGACGCGAGCAAUCCCGCGGCUCCGGUCCUGAUGAAUAGUCUGGACAUCGGUAGUCCUCGCUCGGUGACGGCGCAGGGAUCGCUGGUGUUUGCCGGGAACAACAGUGAUGGGUUGACGAUCUUGGAUGCGAGUGAUCCGAUGAAUCUUGCUGUGAUUGGUGAAUACGACACGGCGGGCAACGCGUUCGGCGUUGGGGUUGCUGGAUCGGUCGCGUGCAUCGGGGAUUUGUUUUCAGGGAUCCAGUUGGUGAACCUGAAUCUGAGCGAGUGCCUCUCGGACAUGAACGGGGAUUGUCAGCUUAACUUCCUCGAUGUGUCGGAGUUCCUGUCGCUCUUUAGUGCUCAGGAUCCGAGGGCGGACUUUACGAUGGAUUGCAUCGAGUUGGAUGAGCUGGGGCUCGUCGAUACGGGCGGCUGGGUGAGUAGUGUCGUGGUGCUUGAUGGCUACGCGUACGUGACGCGAUCGAGUGGUGGGGGGAUGGAUGUGAUUGAUGUGAGUGUUGUGGAGGAUGGGGGCGUGGUGUAUGUGCGCACAUAUGACGACGAUGGGCGGAGGUCAUAUUUUCAUGUUGUGGAUGUCAGCAUCCCCACGACUCCGGUGCUUGUCGAGCGGCACUCCAUCGCGGGACGGAUGAACGACAUGGAUGUAGAGGGGGAGUUCGCGUACUUUGCGGCGGCGAAGAAUGGUUUGUACAUAUUUGAUUUGAUGUAUGGUUACGGUAGUCCAUAUAAAUCAAACCAUUCGGCAACGGGGUAUUUCAACGAUGUGCGUGUUGAGAGCAGCAUUGCGUAUGUUGGGUUUUUCAACAUUGGUAUGGAGCUGAUUGAUGUGAGUACUCCGGCGCCGGUGUCGUUGGGUAGUACACAUCUGCUUGCCGAGCCUGUGGUGGUGGGAUCGGUGCUUUACGGGAUUGAUCCGUAUGACUUUCGGGUGUUCGCGGUGGAUGUGAGUGAUCCAUCGGCACCGAUUGUGUUGGGGAGCGUGGAGCCGAGUCUUGGGAUCCCUUCGCAGCUCGUUGUUAGGGGUGACACGGUGUUUGUGAGCAUGGGGAUUGGGACUCACACUGAGGUGUACGAUUUUUCGGAUCCGACAAUGCCCGUGCUCAUAGGAAUGACUGAAACGAACGGGUAUGCGGGUGAAGUUGUGGGGGAUCGGUUGUAUGUCGCGGGAUUGUUUGAGGGGCUCAAGAUUCUUGAUGCUCGUGAUGAGUGUGCGGGUGUGUGUGCAGCGGAUCUGACUGGUGAGGGGGAUCUGAAUUUUUUGGAUGUGAGCGCGUUUUUGGCGGCUUAUGGGAGCGGCGAUCUUGUUGCGGACUUUUCGUCCGAUGGGAUGCUCAACUUUCUGGAUGUCAGUGCGUUCCUGUCUGAGUUCUCUGGUGGGAAGGCGUACGGCGGGCGCACCGUGGUGGACGGGGUGUCGCUGGAGGUCGAGCACUCGGAGAUCGUGGGGCUGCUUGGGCGCAACGGGGCGGGGAAGACGACGACGUUCCGGAUGACGAUCGGGAUGAUCGAGCGUGAUGAUGGGCGGGUGAUCUUUAAUAACACCGAGGUGACGGGGCUCCCGAUGUAUCGGCAUGCUCGGUUGGGGAUGGGGUAUCUGUCGCAGGAGCCGAGCGUGUUUGGUCGGCUCACGUGUGAGCAGAAUCUGAUGGCGAUUUUGGAGACGCUCAAGCUUUCGCGGAAGGAGCGCAAGCGCAAGGCGGCGGAUCUGCUCGGUCAGUUUGGUCUGAGUCACAAAGCGAACGAUGCGGCGCGGACGUGUUCUGGUGGCGAGCGCCGGAAGCUUGAGAUUGCGCGGUCUUUGGUGACGAAUCCGAAGUUGAUUCUGCUUGAUGAGCCGUUUAGUGGGGUGGAUCCGAUCGCGGUGGAGGAUCUGCAGGAUGAGAUUCGGGCGCUGACGCAGCGGGGGAUUUCGAUUCUGAUUACGGAUCACAAUGUGCAGCAGACGCUGCGUGUGUGUGAUCGUGCGUACAUUCUGGAUUCGGGGAAGGUGCUCGCGGAGGGGACUCCGAAGCAGCUGAUCAACUCGGAUCUGGUUCGUCGUGCGUAUCUGGGUUCGAUGUUCCGCGGUGACGAGUUUGAUGAGAGCGAGUACGAGCGGCGGGAGCUUGAGGUGACGAGUGAUCCCAGCGGGGCGCGGGUGUGGUUGAAUGAUGAGCUGAUCGGGGUGACGCCUUGCGAGGCGGGGUUUACUUACUACGGCAAGUACGAUGUGCGGUUGGCGCUGGAUGGGUAUGAGCCGAUCCAUGAGGGGCGGGUGAUGAAGGCGCCGAUCUACGAGUAUCCGAUCGUGGAUCUUGCGGCGACGGCGGUACCGAUCGACUUUGAGUCGGUCAAUCGCUGGCACUUUGUGCUGACGGCGACGGACGAGAUCGCGGGGGAUCGCGAUGCGCUGAUUGAUCGCGACGGUGGAUCCGAUCCCGAUGAGGGUAUCGUUGUGGACGAUGGUGGCGCCUCCGAGUGUGACGCCUGGCGCGAUGUGUGUGUUCUCGUGGAUGAUGCAGUCGUGCUCGAUGAUCGCGCCGGUGUUAAUGAUCGCGUGGGCGCGGACUUUGGCGCCGGUGUGGAUGAUCGCGCCGGGAGCGACGAAGACGCCUUCUUCGAGCUCGGCGUCUGGAGAGAUGAUCGCGGUGGGGUGGAUGAUGGGUGGGGAGGCGGCUUCGUUGUAUUCAUCGAGGAUGCGCCGGCGCGCGGCGAGGUCACCGAUCGCGAGGAUCCAACGCGCGGGUUGGUGGUUGAUGAAGUCGUCGAUCGAUCCGAGAUAGGUCGGCGGGUUUGGCGGAGGGGGGCGGUGGAGGAGUUUGGCGUUUGGGUUGUCGUCGUAGAUGCCUGCGAUGGGGAGGUUGAGUUGGUGUGUGGUUUGGAGUGUGACGGCGGCGUGUCCGCCGGCGCCGAUGAGGAUAGUGGGUUUGUGAUGCUGAAGGUUGCGGCGGUGAGCUAUCUGAAUACGGCUCCGUUGAUCGAGGGGCUCGAUGCGUGGGCGGGCUGUGAGAUGGUCCGGAGUGUUCCGGCGGGGAUUGGGGGGAUGGUUGCGAGGGGGGAAGCGGAUCUGGGGCUCGCGUCGGUGGUGGACUUCGCGAAGUUCAAAGAUUGUGAUGGUGGGGGAUUGGUCAUGGUCCCUGCGGGGAUGAUCGGGUGUGAUGGUCCGACGCUGACUGUGCGGCUGUUCUCGUCGGUUCCGAUUGAAGAAAUCACGGUGGUUCAUGCGGACACGGAUUCGCACACUUCGGUGGUGCUGUGUGAUCUGGUGCUGCGCGAGCGCGGCGUGCGGGCGAAGAUUGUGGACUUUGAUGUGCGCGAACGCGUGGCGAGCGGGGAUAGUGAGGGUUCGAUUGAUCCGGAAUCGGAUGGUUGGCCUGAGGCGGUGUUGAUGAUUGGGGACAAGGUGGUGACGGGAUCUCCGGCGGCGGUGCGGUAUCCGUAUCAGGUGGAUCUUGGGGAGGCGUGGGGUGAGAUGACUGGUCUGCCGUUUGUGUACGCGGUGUGGAUGUGUCGUGCGGAUCGGCUGGCGGAUGAGGAAACUGGUGCUGAGAUACGAGCGGGGGCGCUGGUGCUCGAGCGGAUGAUGCUGCGGAAUCGGAUGCGGCUGGACUGGAUUGUGAUGAAUCAUGCGAAGCAUUCGGGUUGGCCUACGGAUUUGGCGCGGCGGUAUAUCGGCGAGUUGUUGCGGUUCAAGGUGGAUGAGCGUGCGCGUGAAGCGGCUGGGGUGUUCCUUGAUCGCGCGGCAGACGCUGGAUUGGUUGAGCAGUGCGAUGUGCGCUGGAUGGAGUUGGGGGAAGGGGUGCGGGUGAUCGAAGCGCUGGCGGCGGAGCUGCGCUUUGCUGGCAAGGCGACAUUGGUGCGCCAUCUCGAGCGGAUCGAGGGGCUGGCGCCGGGGAUCGAGGUGGACGGGGUGUAUCCGGCGGAGUUCUUGGUGUUCCGCGUGACGGGGUAUCGCGCGCAGGAGCUUGGUACGGGAGAGCUUGAUGAGAUGGUUCCAGGCGCGGCAGUGCUCGGUGAUCUUUCGGCGCUCGCGGAGCGGAUCAGCGAGUCGGCGAAGAUUACCGAAUCGGAUGUGGGGGUUGCGGGCGAGGAUCACUGGACGAUUGAUGGGCUCGCGGAGCGUUGGGGGGUGAGCAGGAAAACUGUUGAGCGAUAUCGGCGCAAGGGAUUGGUAGCGCGGCGGGUGGAUCGUGGGAGCGGGCAUCGCGCGGUGGUGUUUAUGCGGGAUGCCGUGGAGUGGUUCGAGCAGCGGCAUGCAGAGCGGCUUGGGAACGCGGCGGGCUUCUCUCGGAUGAGCGAUGCGAUGCGCGCCAAGAUUGUGCAUGAUGCGGAGCGGUAUGUCGCGCGGCUGGGAUGGAAUCGGUCGCGGGUGUGCGAGCGGAUCGCUCAGCGGAUCGGGCGCUCGAUGGAAAGUGUUCGGCUGGUGUUGGUUCAGCAUGAUGAGCAGGUGCCCAAAGGCGAGCGGAUCUUUCGGAUGGUUGGUGUUGCGGAUGAUGCGGAGCAAAUGGAAAUGCUGCGCGAGUCGCUGCGUGGCAAGCGGAGUGGGACGAUCGGGGCGCGGUUCGGGCGCAGCGCGAUGUCGGUGAGCCGAGGGGUGAAUCGGGCGCGGCGGGGACUGAUUCUGGAUUCUGGGUUCGGGGUGUCGGCGGUCGAGCUUGAUCACGAGCUCGAUGACGCGGUGCUUGGUGAGGAAGUGGUCCGAUCGGGGUUUACGACGCGCGGGGCGCGGGAUUUGGCGGGGUUGAUCGGUCAGAUGCGCGAGCGGCACGCGGCGGUCGUGUAUGAGCAGUCGGCACGGGCGCGAGCGGUGGGGGUACUCAGGGGGCGCGUUGAGCGGCUGUGUUCGGAGCUGCAUCCUUCGACGCCUUCUGGUCGCGUGCUUGAUGAGAUCGAGACGGCGAUGCGGUGGAUGAUGCUGCUGCGGAUCGAGCUGGCGGGGACGCAGCUUGGGUUGAUGUUGUCGACGAUCGAGGAGCGGAUCGGGGGGCCGAUUGAUACGCUCGCGCCGGGGCGCGUUGCGGAGGUGCUGAGCGAUGCGAUCAGUGUGGUGCACGGGGUGAUCGAGCGGUUUGACGGGGCGGGUAAUAGGAGAUUGGCGGCGCCGGUGGGUUUGGCGAUGGCGCGGUGGUGUGCGCAUCUAGACGAUGUUGCGGUGCCUGUGACAGAAGGGAAGGCGGGUCGGCGGUUGAUCACGGGCUUUGAAGUCAAGGACUGGACGCGGAGCAUGUGGGCGCGAUGGUGGUGGCUGCGUCCUGAGGUGCUUGGUGAUGGGGCGCUGGAGGGGGUGAGUGAUUCGGAUCGGGUUUUGUUGAUGCGCCGGUACGGGCUUGGGGGCGAGCGGCCUUGGACGCUUGGGGAGCUUGGGGAGGAGAUGGGGACGCCUGGUAUGCAUGUCGGGCGGAUGGUGCAGGGGGCGCUUCGGCGGGUUGUUGAGCGGUAG
This is a messenger RNA of Symbiodinium sp. CCMP2592, 6168 nucleotides long. NCBI's taxonomy places the organism in Eukaryota, Dinophyceae, Suessiales, Symbiodiniaceae. The record is from the annotation of a GenBank genome assembly.